AUGAACUGCACGGUCAAUGCGAGCAUAGGCAUGUCUCCGUAUCAGGCCCUAUAUGGCCGUGACCCACCCAACUUGUUUGAUACAUAUGCUCGACCGUCGCAUAACGCGACAGUGGCCGAAUUGUUGGCUGAGCGCGAGGAGCUGCUGCGGUCUUUGAAAAAACGUCUCCAGCACGCGCAGAUGGUUAUGGCGACCAAUGCAAACCGUCAUAGGAAAGACGUGGAGUUUUCGGUGGGUGACAAAGUGUGGCUUCGCCUCCAUCCUUACCGACAACACUCCGUGGGCAAACCAUUAUCGGCAAAGCUUGGACGACGAUUUUAUGGUCCGUAUGUGAUAACCGAACGGAUAGGGAAGGUGGCUUACCGUCUACAGCUGCCCACGGACAGCAGAAUUCAUGACGUCUUCCAUGUCUCUCUUUUACGGCCGUUUGUCGAGCAACCGAAAUUCACCUACCCGGCGCUGCCAAUGCCGACCAUUUCUGGUGACCGGCUGUUAGAUACACCAGUUCGCGCGACGGAGAGUCGUGUUGUUCUUUCAAGGGGAGUUCCGUAG
Molecule: messenger RNA, 552 nt
Organism: Salvia splendens (bonfire salvia)
Lineage: Eukaryota; Viridiplantae; Streptophyta; Magnoliopsida; Lamiales; Lamiaceae
Exons: 1
Coding region: 1-552 (183 amino acids)
Source: RefSeq, a predicted model, not a curated record